AUGGAGCAAGCGUAUUUCUACUUCUUGCUGUCGGGCCUGGGCGUGACAGCAGGCGCCCAUCGCCUCUGGAGUCACCGAUCCUACAAAGCCAAGCUGCCCUUGCGGAUCUUCCUGGCUGUGGCCAACUCCAUGGCUUUCCAGAACGACAUCUAUGAGUGGAGCCGAGACCACCGAGUGCACCACAAGUACACCGAGACGGAUGCCGACCCGCACAACGCGCUCCGGGGCUUCUUCUUCUCCCACGUUGGCUGGCUCUUGGUGCGCAAGCACCCGGACGUCAUCGAGAAAGGAAGAAAACUGGAUUUGACUGACCUGCUGGACGACCCUGUCGUCAGGAUCCAAAGAAAGUACUACAAGCUCUCCGUGGUGCUGAUGUGCUUCGUGUUCCCCGCCUUGGUGCCGUGGUACGUGUGGGGUGAGAGCCUGUGGAACGCCUACUUCCUGGCCUCCAUCCUGCGCUACGCCGUCUCGCUCAACACCACGUGGUCCAUCAACAGCGUGGCUCACAUGUACGGCAAACGCCCCUACAACAAGACCAUCAAUCCCAGGGACAACAUCCUGACAGUCAUGGGAACCCUUGGGGAGGGUUACCACAACUACCACCACACCUUCCCGUUCGACUACUCAGCCAGCGAGUUGGGCCUGAAGUUCAACCUAGCCACGUGGUUCAUUGACUUCAUGUUUUGGUUGGGGUUAGUUACUGACCGAAAACGGGCUCCAAAGGAGAUGGUCCAGGCUCGCAAAGAAAAGACCGGAGAUGGCAGUCGCUGAGAAAGCAACA
Molecule: messenger RNA, 781 nt
Organism: Tinamus guttatus (white-throated tinamou)
Lineage: Eukaryota; Metazoa; Chordata; Aves; Tinamiformes; Tinamidae
Source: RefSeq, a predicted model, not a curated record